AUGAAUAAAAAAGAUGUUUAUGAUGUAUCUGUUCUACCUGACAAUAUAUUUACAUUGAAAGGUGAAGAAUUUUUUCAUGCUAUUCGAUCAUUAGUUGGUGAAGUUAUUUGCAAUAUUCUUCAAAUUCAAAUGAUUGAUUCUGCACAGAACUUUUUGAAUACAGUUGAUGUUUUUGAAAUAUUCAAUAAUAAAAAGCAUUUGUUUGUAUCGUCUUUCAUCGAUACAAUAACAAAAAAUAUAGUUAAAUCAAAACAAGGUUAUCGAUAUGAUGAUUCUGUGAAAGAUUUUGCUUUAGUACUGUAUAUAUUAGGUGGUAAACAAUGUUAUGAUUUCAUUCGAAUCAACAUUAUUGGUGCAUUACCUAAUUUAACAACAAUAAAUAAAUUAAUAUCGAAUGCUGAUUCUAUUUUAACAGAAGGUCAAUUUCGUUUUGCUGCCUUGAAAGAAUAUCUUGAUACAGUAAAUGUAAGAUUUGGUUUUUGUGCAGAGGAUUGCACUGGUGUAAUUAAAAAAGUUAAGUACGAUGUUACCACAAAUUCAUUUAUUGGUUUCGUUACGAAAUUAUCUAAUGAAGUACCAAUUCGUGAUUGUUAUCAGACUGAUUCAUUUGAACAACUAAAAUUCUGGUUUGAUAACAUAGAAAAAGCUUCAUUACUAAAUAUUCAUAUGUUUCAGCCUAUACCACAGUCAAAUCAAGCAAAUGCACCUGCAUCAUUUCUUAUAAGUGCUUAUGGUGUUGAUAGUACAUCAACUGCCAUCGACAUAAUAAAUCGAUGGAUUUAUCUUUUUAAUAAUUGUAUCCAAAAUCAAAUAAGAAUUAUUGGUUUUUCUACGGGUAAAAUCUUUGCAUCGAAGUUUUCUUCUUAA
Molecule: messenger RNA, 867 nt
Organism: Rotaria sordida
Lineage: Eukaryota; Metazoa; Rotifera; Eurotatoria; Philodinida; Philodinidae
Source: the annotation of a GenBank genome assembly